UGUUAAGGAGCUGCGUGUGUUUAUUUUAUUUUUUAAACCGAGUUGGGGCGGACCUGGUUCCGGGGGAGGGGCCACUGCCCGGACGCUGCCAGUCACUGGACCAGUCGGUGGUUCUGCAGCUGGACCCGGAGAACCGGAGAACCCGGAGAACCCGAGCGGUGGCUCAUGGAAACAGGCCUCCGGGAAAAUGUGCGCCAACGUGUUCGGGGUGCUGAAGAGCCUGUUUGGAAAGCCCUUUGAUGGAGGGAAGAGGAUGGACCAUGGCGGUCCGCAGGAGCAGCAGCAACAUCCGAUGCAGCAGCAGCAGCCGUAUCAUCCGCAGCACCCUGCGAUGAUGCGGCUGUACGAGGUCCAGAAGGAGGUCUCGUCUCUCGGCCCGCAGGUCUGCACCUUCAGCGGCCUGCAGAACGACCGGGAGUACAAGCGCCUGGAGCGGGAGCUGACCCGGCUGCUGCUGGAGGUGGACCAGGUGGACACGGAGGGCAAGCUGGAGCUGCAGGGGGCUCGCAAGAGAGCCGCGCAGGAGGUGGAGGGUCUGCUGCGCUACCUGGAGGAGAACGCCACGCACCCGUCCCGCCUGGCCAUGGAGGAGCUGAGCCACGAGGCGCGGCAGCUGGUGGACCAGCGCGUGGUGGCUCCCCAGCGCGCAGGCGGGGUGGCGGAGAUCAGCGACGAGCUGGUGGACGCUCUGCAGGCGCUGGUGCUGAGGCUCACCCAGAUCAAGACCGAGGGGAGGGUCCCCCUCCGCAAAGCACGCUACCGCGCGCUAACGCGCCUAUGCGCCGUCCAGGAUGUGUUCGAGGCGUCCACGCAGCACCAGCCCCUGUCCCUCCCGCUGUCGGGGGAGACCCACGAGGCCGUGCACGCCAUCAACCAGGUGAUGGUGAAGGUGAGCGUGGCUCGCGGCCAGCUGGUGGCUCUGCUGAUGGGGCUGAGCGGCAGGGACAGCUGCGCCCACCUCUCACGGAUCCUCACGGAGCUGCAGGUGGAGCUGGACGCUCUGGACGUCUCCGGGAACACGGCCAUCAGAAAUUACAGAAAACAAGUUGUGGAGGAAAUAAAUGGACUCCUGAGACAUCUGGAACUGGAGGGAGAAGGAGACGACACGCGAAGGUACGAUCUGGCGCACAACAACUCCAUCCGUGAGAUCGAGGCCGUGCGAGCUCACGUCUCCCAGCUCCGCAUGGGCAUCCUGCGGCACUGCGCCAUGGGCGACCUGGGGUUCCGGCCCAAAGCCGAGCUGCAGAGCGUCCUCACGCAGCUGGACCAGGUGGACACGGCCAAGAACCCGUGCAUCCGGGAGGCCCGGCGCCGCACCGUGGUGGAGGUCCAGGCCGUCAUCACCUUCCUGGACCUGCGCGAGGCCCUGGCCCGCCGUCAGCUGGGCCCCAACGAGCACCCGGCGCACCGGGCCGUGUGGAUGGUCCUGGGCAGUCUCUCGGACCUCCAGGCCCAGGUGCUGGGCUUCGACGGCAAGCGGGCCGACAAGAGCUACAUGAUACUGGAGGAGCUGCUGACCAAGCAGCUGCUGGCGCUGGAUGCCGUGGAUUCGCAGGGCGACGAGAUGACCAAGGUGGCCCGCAAGCAGGCGGUGAAGUUCGCCCAGAACAUUCUCAACUACCUGGAUAUGAAAACAGACCAGUGGGAGUACUGAGUUACUGGGAGAUGCCUGUCGGCCGGAACGCCUCCGCAGGAGUUACAGGAGCUGGUCAUGAGUGUACAUUAAAAAAACUGGUAUGCUAUCAUUCCGUGGGCUGUAAAUAUUGACUUAAAGUACCCAGAAGACACUGCAGCAGCGCUUUUCUUGCGUCUUUUUGUGGUAGUAAUUGUGGCCAACACAGAACUCCUUUUCUGAAUCACAUUUUGACUAUCGUGUGUGUGUGUGUGUGCGUGUAUGUGUGUGUGUGAGAGAGUGAGACUUGUCGUCCUCGUGUUUGCAGAAGCCUGCUGUCAGAGCACUACUGUUCGUCUUCUCCCAUUUGCACUUGAUAUUGAUAAAUUGAUGAGUGUGAUGGAUUGUUGGGCAGUGACCUCCCAGACAAGUCUGUUGCUAACGGAGACGACCGAUGUCAACUCCGCUGAGUCACUCUCUUCUGCCACGAGAACAGGGUUCUGGGCAGGUCGUUAAACCAGCUCACUUUUGAAGGAGACAUUAAAAAAAAAAAAAAAGGUCAGAUUUGGAGCAUGUUUCUCUGGUUUCAAUGCAGUUUGUGCAGCAGAUCUGAGUUUGAGUUACUUCCCUCCGGAGAAGGAGGUGUCACCAACAUAAAUGUUUACUCAGCAUCCGUUUGUCUGCUGUGAAACGUGCUCUUUUUAGAGUGGAGCAGUUUGUGUUUGAACCAGCAUCGGCCCUCGAGGGCCGUGUCCUGCAUGUUUUAUGGUGCUUUUCCACUAGUACCUACUCUGCCCGACUCAACUCGCCUCCACUCAGUUUGGUGCUUUUCCACCAGGGGUCUAACAUGCCGAGUAGAUACUUUUCUGUAUCUAUUCUGCCGAGGUUCUAAGCGGCUGAGUCGGCUGUAUCUGACAUCAUCACACUACAGGCCACCGAUUGGUCGGGGGGUUGGAGUCAGACGUCUGAGUCAGGAGGAGGAAAUCAGAGAAAGAGACUCUGACGGAUUCUUGUUCAUUUUUUUCGAAGGACAAUGGCAGCACAGAAAUCUGUUCCGUGGUCAAAUUCCGAGGUGGAGAUCUUCUUAAACGUGGUGGCUGAGGAGAAUAUCCAGAGAGAGCUGGAUGGGGCCACGAGGAAUGAAAAAAAUAUACCAGGAGCUUUCUCAGUCCACGUCUGCUCAAGGCUGCAAACAACACAGCAGCUUCGCUCCAACCCGCCUACUUCUGAUCUGGGUAUUGAAAAGAAACGAGGGCAAGGCGAGUCGGGCUGAGUAGGUACUAGUGGAAAAGCGCCAUUAGUCACCUGAUCAUCAGCGUGUCAGCAAGGUGAUGACGACUCAUCUGGUCAGGGUGUGUUGCAGCAGGAAACCUCCUGCAGGACACCGGCCCUCGGGGGCUGACUGUUACGCCCCUGGCUUAACGCAUCAAUCUAAAGGUGCCCCCGUUUACCCUGACAGUGUUUGCUCUGGAUCUCUGUUAGCAUGGAAACCCCCCAACAUUAGAAGAACUACAGGAAAUGAAUGGACAGAAUAGGAGGAUGACAGCCCCGUUGGCUCUUGCUGCUUGCAUAUCUGUUUGUCUGUUUUUACGGCGUCCGUCCUGGCUGUGUAUAAUCCCAGCAGGAGAAGAAGAUAGCCGUUGUUUCUUUUUCUUUUUUCCUGCCCGCUGCUUUCUACUGGCCGAGGAGUGUGACUGGGGAAGAGGAAGGGAGGCUGUAGCGACCACAUCCCCUGGACUGACAUAUCAAGGGUGAAGGAGCGACAGGCGAGUCCUGCGUGGCGAAGCGCUAAUGGAGAUCACGGUUGACGGAGCCUUCGAGACGUUUCUGAGCUGUUGCUGGGGAAAGUUGACGGGAACGAAAUGACUUUUUGAGGAAAAUCUGAAUCUCUGUGCCUUUAUUUUCACCCUUUGAAUCAGUUUGUGAGGAGUGCAGUGAGACUGGAGAGCGAGCUUCCUUUUAAUCAAGCAUCAAUGCACAAGAACGAGGAGACUAGAGCACUGAAUGUGUUUUUGGAGAGGACGUUUGCCCCGGUCAGAAAAACCAGUGCUUGUGACUGGGACCCAACGGCUCGUACUCCCACACCGGAGCGGCCGUGUCCACAGAGCAGCAGUCCUGGUGGCGUUUAGCAGAAAAUACUGAACCCUCCCAGUGAAACGACCUCGGCAAAGAGACGAGCGUCCUGUGACGGAGGAAAGGGCAGCUGAGGAAACCGUCCUAAAACCAUCUAAACAUCUCACUUAGAGCAUUUCAAAAAUAUUUGAGAGGGGAAGAUUUUUUUUUAUUAUGCACUUCGAGAAAAAAGUCCAAAUGUCGAGAUUAAUGUUAAAAUUCAAUUUUGAGAAAAAAGUCGAAAUUUCCUUUGUUCUCAACAUUUCAACUUUAUUC
Molecule: messenger RNA, 4000 nt
Organism: Cololabis saira (Pacific saury)
Lineage: Eukaryota; Metazoa; Chordata; Actinopteri; Beloniformes; Belonidae
Gene: bag5
Product: BCL2 associated athanogene 5
Exons: 3
Coding region: 188-1654 (488 amino acids)
Biological process (GO): negative regulation of protein ubiquitination; regulation of inclusion body assembly; protein stabilization
Cellular component (GO): nucleus; membrane; cytoplasm
Molecular function (GO): adenyl-nucleotide exchange factor activity; protein-folding chaperone binding
Source: RefSeq, a predicted model, not a curated record